GUUUCAAUUGUCAUUGGCUGGGCUGGCUGGCGUCUGUCUCUUGUUGAUUGUGCGUAGAGACCGGAGCUGCGUUUUUGAUUAUUGUGAAUAAUUUGUUAUUUCCAGUGAAUUUGUGUUUGCUUUGAGCUUUUGUGAACAUGUCGCAACAAUAUGAUAAUAAGAAUGGCUAUAAUACUGGUGAUUUCAAACGAGAACACCAAGAAGAUCAGGAGCAAGAUGGCGAGGAUGGAACGAAACUCAAUGAAAAAGCCGGCGAAUACAUGCGAGAACUGCUCAGCGAAAAAAUCAAACUUAACACUCAAAAGUUUCCAUUAUCAAUAAAAUUACUUGAUGGAGAGGUGACCAGAGUACAAGCGACUGGGCGGUUACCAUUGAGGGAUGCAAGAUAUUUAGAUGUGUAUCGUGAGAAACCAGUCAAAGUGACAGUCAAGGUUUUGGUGCCUAUCAAGGAACAUCCAAAGUUCAACUUUGUGGGCAAACUCUUGGGUCCAAAAGGCAACACAAUGAAACAAAUGCAGGAGGAGACUAUGUGUAAAAUGGCUGUUCUUGGACGGGGGUCAAUGAAAGACAGGCAAAAGGAAGAAGAAUUACGGAACUCUCUAGAUCCUAAAUAUGCACACUUGAUGGACGAGCUCCAUGUAGAGAUAUCAGCUCUGGCACCCCCCGCAGAAGCUCAUGCUAGGAUUGCGUAUGCCUUAGCAGAGGUGAAAAAAUACCUCAUCCCAGACACCAAUGACAUGAUCAGGCAAAAUCAGAUGAGGGAAAUUAUGGACAGAGAUACACGACCGGGGCCCAACCGCAUCUCAUACAAUACAUGCACGGUGACGAAGCGAUCAUUCUCCUACCAAGAGCCGGUCGUUGCAGGUCCCCCGCCGCGUGCGGGCCCCGGGCCCGUGCGCCCCCGCAUGGCGCCCCUGAUGCCGCACCAGCGCCCCAUGCCCGCCAAGACCAAGGUCAUCAGCAUCCUGGACAGGGCCCGCAACGCUAUGGACACCAGCUACUCGUAUGAUGACCCCUAUGCUAUGCCUGAGCCGCCGGUGCGCGGUCCCCCCCGCGGCGCCCCCGAGCCGGACUUCUACUACGAGCGCCACGACCGCUACUACGAGGACGACCCCUACUACAAAGAGGACAGCCGCGAGUUCAAGACGUCCGCGCGGGAAGUGGGCACCCGCCGGCCGCAGGCCCCGGGCCCGCAGCACGGCGCCCGCCACCUCGCGCGGGCGUCGCCCUACCCACGGCCCAAGUAACGGUCGGAGUUUAAUGAAUGUGGGGAAGAAACGUACGCAAUAAGGUGAGUGGGAUAACUGGGAUAAAACGCAUACAAAACACAGAAAAUGAAAAACAUCAAAACAAAUCCUCGCUCAAGACCACUCUCAAAAACGUACGUCGUAACAAGUACACAACAUAAAAUAGAAUUAAAAAAAAACAUAAUUUAAAUAUAUUUUAAUGAACCAAAACUCCUAAUAUCGAGUUGCAGUGAUUGGUAAAAUUACCAAAUCAAAAUGUCUUUUUUUACUAAAAUAAUAUUGAGUUAUUUCUCAAACUAGAUGUAGGACAAGACAAGUCGCACUUAGUAAUGCAUGCAGAAAACAAAACUUACUGUUAAUUGCAAAAAGAUUAGGACGUAAUCAUGUGAAAAUAAGUAUGUUGUGAAAUGAAGUUAGGUAAAACAAUAUUUUUCGUUUAUAAAAAAAAAAAAGAUUUUUCUGUAAUAAGUGUAGUCAUGUUCCUUGAAAAUAGUGUUAGAUAUAAAAACAAUAUUUCAACAUGUUUUAAUUUUAAUCUUUCGUAAUAAAAUUAUAAAAAUGCACUUAGAUUAAAACGAGAGACGAGACCCAAAACAACAUUAAAUUUGAAUAAAAAUGUUUCACAGGAUGGUUUCGUCUUCUCUUAAAGUUCACGUUAGAACAUGUUGAACUUAUAUUAAAUAAUUGUAUCUCUUUGUGUGACUAUGAAUAAAAUAUCUUAAAAAUAAAUUAAUCGAUUUUGAUUUUUAUAGACAAUUGGUUGAAUAAAAUCCUUUAUUAAUAGUAUGUAAAGCUAUUUUUAUAUAAACAUGAAGUAAAUUACGAAUAGUUCGCAAUGGAAUAUGCAGAUGCAUAUUCUAUAUUGUAGAAAUACAAGAUUCUGUCCAAUGUUUUUCUAAAAAUCAAGGUGGCAGCCAUCACUGACUUAUAUCACUUGCACACCCAAUUAGAAGUACCUAGGUAGUUUCUCCAAAAUCCAAAUCCAAGAUGGCUGCCCAAAUUGUACAGAAUAGAAUUCAAUAAUAUAUUUUUUGUUUUAAUAUGGCAUCAACUAACAUCAUCAACGUAAAGUUAAACUUGUUUAAAUUAACAAAAAAAUGUAAUAUAACAAAGUAUCAACAUAACAUGUAGUUUCCAAAACAAUGUAUUGUUUUGUGAAAUAAAUUGAACAAUAUUUUGUCGGAGGACGGAAUUAAAACGAUAAAUGUUCCAGAAUCAAAAUAAAGUAUAAUGUAAGUAUAUUUUACAAUUUUAAAGAUAAAUCAAUUUACAAGAAACAAAAAUUGCAAUGAUUGCUAAAAGGAUAAAAUAAACGCAAGUGUUAAAAAAAUGUACUGCACAGGCCUUAUAUUAUAUUCCAGAAGCUAAUCGCUAAAAUAUGGAGUAUUUUUAAAACUACUAGAUUAAACACCCGAAGAAGGAAAUACAUAGGUACGAGAAAUUACUAAAAUUUAGAUCCUAGACGUCAUAAAAGUUACAGAUUUAUUUAAAAAAAUGGAUAAAAAGAAGCUGGCUGCUAAAAACUCGUUCACAAAUAUAUAGGGUUAGUAAUUAAAAAACCUCUUAAAUGUUGAAAAAAGACUCCAAAAAGAGAGCUAACGUUAAAAUACUUCAAAUUAGAGUUUUGAAGGGAGAUAAUAUUGUGGUCCACCUAAAAUGCAGAGGAUAUGGUAUGCUUUAAAAAAUAAAUAAUAUAUUGAUGGACAAAAAAGGCUGAUGAACGAAGGACAGGAAGAUAUGGGUAUGUACUUUUUUUUAUUUUUUUUAGUAAAUCUUGAUUACACACUUAUAUAAUUUAAAAAAAAAAUUCAUUAUAUAAUUCAGUCCCUAGCGAAUUUCACUAGCAAAUAAGUUCUAGUUUUAUAUGUGUGUCUAGUUUUAUAUAUGUGUACCUAUUAUUAGUGCAGUCUCAAGUUUUAAAAUGGUAAGUGCGAAUUGUGAUAAAAUCAUUAAAUAUUUGUUUUGCA
Plodia interpunctella (Indianmeal moth) is the source of this 3214-nucleotide messenger RNA. Its product is annotated as KH domain-containing, RNA-binding, signal transduction-associated protein 2-like. Gene Ontology annotation, molecular function: mRNA binding. The transcript has 7 exons. Gene Ontology annotation, biological process: regulation of alternative mRNA splicing, via spliceosome. Gene Ontology annotation, cellular component: nucleus. Bases 138 to 1247 code for a protein of 369 amino acids. The record is from RefSeq and is a predicted model, not a curated record. Lineage: Eukaryota; Metazoa; Arthropoda; Insecta; Lepidoptera; Pyralidae.